UUUGUAGAAUAUGUGACAGCAUCAUAAUGAAUGCAAGUUACAACAGCACAGACAUCAGCCUGUAUCUGGCCAACAAUCUGCAAGGAAAGAAGAGUUUCCUGGACGCCGCUGCUAUUGCAGGGAAUCAGUGGCCUGAACAUCAAAGUGAAACUGACCCAUUUUUCAGCGAGAAUUCCAGCAUAAAAGCUUUGACAAAUGCUACAUUUACAGCCAAUUUGGUGUACGAUCCCCUGGGGGGGCAUCAAAUCUGGCAGGUCAUUCUCAUCGUCUUCUUUUCUGGAUUGUUAUCCUUAGUUACAAUCAUUGGUAACAUUCUUGUACUGGUUUCAUUCAAGGUGAACAAGCAGCUAAAGACGGUGAAUAAUUACUUCCUCCUUAGCCUUGCAUUUGCAGAUUUAAUCAUCGGUCUUUGUUCAAUGAAUCUUUAUACAACUUAUAUAAUAAUGGACCACUGGGCUUUGGGAAACUGGGCAUGCGAUUUGUGGCUUGCUAUUGAUUAUGUAGCUAGCAAUGCCUCCGUUAUGAAUCUUUUAGUUAUAAGUUUUGAUAGAUACUUUUCUAUAACCAGACCUCUCACUUAUAGGGCUAAAAGAACAACAAAAAGAGCUGGGAUAAUGAUUGGAUUGGCAUGGUUAAUCUCUUUUGUGCUGUGGGCCCCUGCCAUUUUGUUAUGGCAGUACUUUGCAGGAGCACGCACUGUGCCAGUUGAUAAAUGUCUCGUCCCAUUUCUCUCGGAGCCCAUUAUCACCUUCUGCACAGCAAUAGCUGCAUUUUACCUGCCAGUCACCAUCAUGAUUGUGCUGUACUGGAGGAUCUACAAAGAGACGGAGAAUCGCUCGAAAGAGCUGGCCGUCUUGCAGGCCUCAGGCAGCAGGAGAGAAAAGUCUCACUUCAUUCACCAGCUUGGCAGUUCCCAGAGUUGCAGCAUUUUUGAGACGACACAAGUGGCGCAUACGCGUGUGCCCAAAAGAACACUGAGCUGCUUCAGUUUCUGGCCCAACACCAUGGGACAAGGCUGUGAGGGAGAGCAGAGUGUCUCCAAUGAGCAGUCGGUCUCUUCAGAUGAGGAGGAGAUGCCUGAAUGCCAUUCCAUCUUCUCCAUCGUUCUCAACCUUCCUGGUUUGAAGGCGGAUAGCAGGCUGCAACUUAUAUCUCCUGAGGCGCUGAAUGUUUCGGAGGAGAAUACAGAAAGAUCUAUGGAAGAAUGCAGGGACAGCAGCUCGACAAAAGGUGGAAACAAGAAGGAGGUCCAUAGCUACCACCAGCACUUCUCCGAGAUAUCUGUCCAGGCGAUGUCCACCUGUACAACCGUGAGCACAGGCAGAGUAGCACUGACUUCCAAAUCCCCGAUGGCUGCUAUUUCCAACAAAGAUGCUGCCCUAGCGAAGCAGUUUGCCUUAAAGACGAGGACGCAGAUCAAUAAACGCAGAAGAACAACUCUCAUCAAAGAGAAAAAAGCUGCACAGACAUUGAGCGCAAUCCUGUUCGCUUUCAUUAUUACAUGGACGCCCUACAAUAUCAUGGUGCUGGUGAAUACUUUUUGUAAUGGGUGCAUUCCAGAUGCUCUAUGGGCUCUGGGCUACUGGCUUUGUUAUGUCAAUAGCACAGUGAACCCAAUGUGUUAUGCCUUGUGUAACAAAGCUUUCCGGACCACUUUCAAAAUGAUCCUGCUAUGUGAGAGAGAGAAGAGAGAGCGGUUCAGGCAGUUCGAGAAGAAGCAGUCGGCAGUUUUCUGCAGCAGGGUUUUUAAAGAACCUGGAGCGUCUGAAGAUUCUAAUAUACAUUUUGAUUGGUCUGCGGACCCUUAAAGUCAUCCUCUGUUUGUCCAAUCAGUUUCUCCAUGGUUUAUGUUUGAACUGAAAAGGUGCGGUAUGGGCAUUCAUUUGAUCAAGACAAGUGACAAUGUCUUCUAAAAAGGCAACUAAUACAAACAAGGUCUGCCUUGCCUUUCGGUAAAUUUACAGAGCUUCUUUGCUAUAGCACAAUCUGGAUAAUUAAAUUUAAUGUUCUAGUGACAGUAUUGCACUAUUAUGUUUCCUUUAAUUGUAU
Molecule: messenger RNA, 2049 nt
Organism: Paramormyrops kingsleyae
Lineage: Eukaryota; Metazoa; Chordata; Actinopteri; Osteoglossiformes; Mormyridae
Product: muscarinic acetylcholine receptor M3-like
Biological process (GO): adenylate cyclase-inhibiting G protein-coupled acetylcholine receptor signaling pathway; regulation of smooth muscle contraction; G protein-coupled receptor signaling pathway, coupled to cyclic nucleotide second messenger
Cellular component (GO): plasma membrane; synapse; dendrite
Molecular function (GO): G protein-coupled acetylcholine receptor activity; G protein-coupled serotonin receptor activity
Source: RefSeq, a predicted model, not a curated record